CCUUCGCCAAAAAAGGAAAAAUAAUAAAUAAAAAAUCUACCCUUUAUAUUCAAAUAUCUUCUCUCGCAGAUCUGACCUGUAAGAAGUUUACAAAAGUUGAAUCUAAGAAUUUAGAGACAAUGGGUCGUGGAGUCAGCAGCGGCGGUGGGGAGAGUUCUCUUGGUUACCUUUUUGGAGGAGGAGAGGCUUCACAAGUUCCAGAUCCGAAAACAGCUGCAAACAACGGGGAAACUCCUUUGCAAAACCAGGCUCCAGUGAGAAGCAAUGCAGCACCAGAGAAGCCUUCUAUUGUUGCACCACCUGCUGACUCUAAUAAACAAAUUCCUGCUGGGAUUCAGGGAAGCCAAAAGAAUAACUAUUUCCGAGCUGAUGGCCAGAACGCUGGAAACUUCCUUACGGAUAGACCAUCUACUAAAGUCCAUUCUGCUCCUGGUGGUGGAUCUUCCCUGGGGUACCUUUUUGGAGGCGGUAGCAACUAAUGCCUACUCUUCAUCGAAUUCAAAAGGUGGAAUCACUGUUUACUGUUUCUCUAGAAACUGUUCCAGUUUGGGGUUGAAAAUGUUUACAUAAUGAAUCUGUAAUAUGUUCUGAAUUGGAAUGACAUCUUGCAAUGAAGAAAUCUUGUUCUUGCAACUGUUAAUGCUGUUUACAUAUCUGAAUGCAAUUACAUGCUAUGAUAAA
This is a messenger RNA of Olea europaea var. sylvestris, 681 nucleotides long. Its product is annotated as protein SPIRAL1-like 2. NCBI's taxonomy places the organism in Eukaryota, Viridiplantae, Streptophyta, Magnoliopsida, Lamiales, Oleaceae. Gene Ontology annotation, cellular component: cortical microtubule, transverse to long axis. Gene Ontology annotation, biological process: cortical microtubule organization. The coding region runs from base 120 to 479 and encodes 119 amino acids. The transcript has 3 exons. The record is from RefSeq and is a predicted model, not a curated record.